Molecule: messenger RNA, 375 nt
Organism: Loa loa (African eye worm)
Lineage: Eukaryota; Metazoa; Nematoda; Chromadorea; Rhabditida; Onchocercidae
Exons: 3
Coding region: 1-375 (124 amino acids)
Source: RefSeq, a predicted model, not a curated record
AUGGCCAUUGUGAUUAGUAGCGAUGACGAAAUGACUCACGAAGGCACUAAAAGUCGAACAUUGAGUGCACCCCAGCCAAUUAAUAUCGGAUACUUAGAGUUUUACCGGGCUUUUUACGUGAAUUCACGUGAUGUCGAUAUUUAUCGAAAAUAUGAUCGUUAUAAUGUUUGCUUAUUGUGUAAAAUUAUCCUUUUCCUGCAGAGGGAAUUGCUCUACCUUAACAGUCAUCAAGCAAUAGCCCCCCAUUUUAAGAAUAUUCAGCGAGACAUACACGAUCAGUUUUGGGAAAGAUAUAUGGUAUAUUGUGGAAAUGUUACGACUAAAUUGGACAAGGCAGACGAUUCUGCUGGCAUUGCAUUCCUUUGUUUGAUCUAA